This is a messenger RNA of Spirometra erinaceieuropaei, 1611 nucleotides long. Lineage: Eukaryota; Metazoa; Platyhelminthes; Cestoda; Diphyllobothriidea; Diphyllobothriidae. The record is from the annotation of a GenBank genome assembly.
AUGCACCAACCGCCACCCAACUCAGCCACAGCCCCCAACGCGCCGCCGCAAAUCGGCGUGAAUGGGACCCAACUGCAAGUGGUGGAUAACUUCCCGUACCUAGGAUGUACCCUCUCCAGCAACACCAAGAUCGAUGACGAAGUCGCCAACAGGAUCUCGAAAGCCAGUCAAGCUUUCGGUCGCCUCCAAAGCACCGUUUGGAAUCGUCAUGGUCUACAACUCAGCUCGAAGCUGAAGAUGUACAAGGUCGUCAUCCUGCCGACGCUACUGUAUGGAGCAGAGACCUGGGUGGUGUUCACGAGGCAGGCACGCCGACUUAACCACUUCCACCUCAGUUGUCUUCGUCGCAUCCUGAGGCUGAACUGGCAGGAUCGAAUCCCCGACACUGACGUUUUGGAACGAACGGGAAUACUCAGCAUCUACUCCAUGUUUAGACAAAUGCAGCUGCCCUGGAGCGGCCACCUGGUGCGCAUGAACGACGAGCGACUACCCAAACGACUCUUCAACGGAGACGUCGCGACGGGUUCUCGCCGUCAAGGAGGCAAAAUUCGCCGUUUUAAGGACACCCUGAAGUCCUCACUGAAUCGUCUGCAAAUCAGCCCGACCAACUGGGAAGAGCUCGCCCGCGAUCGUCCGAAAUGGAGGAGGACAGUGAAGACGGGCGCUGCUAUCUAUGAAGCCAACCGCAUCGCUGCCGCCAAGGCGGAACGCGAAGCCCGCAAAUCCCGAUUUCGCCCAGUAGGCAACGUCACCGUACAACCGCUUCCAACGUGUCCUCGAUGUCAACGGACAUUCCGGGCUCGAAUCGGACUUGUUGGUCACCUUCGGAUCAACUGCGCCACUCAAGCCGCACCAACCAUCGUCCCCCCGCCCGCCUCUUCCUCUUCUUCCCCCUAUCUACCGCCAACUAACUCUGACAAUUCUUCUGAACAACCACUUCCAUCAUCCUCCUCCUCCUCCUCCUGCUCCUCCACUGCCCCAACUGCGGCCGCUCAGGCGACUGUCACGCGCGCAACGACCACCUCCCCCUACUCAAUUGAUGAGGAUCAGGACUACACCUGCCCUCACUGCGACCGCACCUUCACCUCACACAUCGGCCUGGUCGGUCACUUGCGAAUCCAUUGCACAGAGACUGGCGAACCAGUGCCUGGAGCACCAACCUACACCCAUCGCACUCGCCUCCACUGCCCACACUGCCCUCGCACCUUGGGGCACCGCAUGGGCCUAUACGGCCAAAUGCGCAUCCACGAGAUCCGAACUGACAGCAACUCCGACGCACCCACGACAUCCAGCACAUCCAACACGCCCAGUCCCACCCCCGCUCCAUCGCCCUGCGCGCCCAUCACCAACACCACCGCCACCAUCACCGCGUCCUCCGUAGUUGACACUGACGCCGCCGACUUCACCAGCCCACACUGCUCACGCACAUUCACCUCUCGCAUCGGCCUGUACGGUCACGUGCGUAUCCAUCGCACAGAGACUGGCGAACCAGUGCCUGGAGCACCAAUUUAUACCCACCAAGCGCGUCUCAAGUGCCCACACUGUCCUCGCACGUUCAGGCACCGCAUGGGCCUAUUCGGCCACAUGCGCAUCCACGGCAACCUGCGGUAG